Molecule: messenger RNA, 357 nt
Organism: Trypanosoma conorhini
Lineage: Eukaryota; Euglenozoa; Kinetoplastea; Trypanosomatida; Trypanosomatidae
Exons: 1
Coding region: 1-357 (118 amino acids)
Source: RefSeq, a predicted model, not a curated record
AUGGCACUGCGGUCUGCGAUGGUGGCGCGGCACACCGGCGGCUGCGGCGGCAGCACUGCUCUUGCUUUGCGAUGCGACCGGCGGAACGUUGCACAGCUGUUUUCGAAUCUUGCCACGCACUCGCUGCAGGUGCAAAGUUGCGUGUCCCUUAGCACCCUCUUAUAUUCCCCGCUGGGUACGGCGCUGCUGGUUGCCUUGGCGUACAAUGUGGUGGUUAUCGGCACGAAACACGUCACCUACACUAUGGAAAUCACGGGGAAGGACUACGUGCAAGAUCAACAACUGCAUAUGAUCAUGAAGUACGGCAUCCUUAGCUGUAUCCUUCUUGCGAUGGAGGUCAUGUUUGUGGAAGUUUGA